AUGAACGAAAUAAAAUCGUUAGAACACGCUACACUGAAGGUGCCGUAUGAGAUAUUCAACAAACGGUAUCGUAAUGCACAGCGUGUAUUGGAUGUAGAGGCUCGGCAGGUUGCUACUUCAGUUAGUGACUUGGACACAACCACUAAGAAAGGGGCGACUGUCGGUGAAAUAGAUUCGCUGUUGGGUGGAAUGGUAGAAAAACUAACUACUAUGAAGCGUAAAGCAUCGGAAGCUAUAACCGAGGAGGUCCAGGCUGCGUUUGUAUGUAAGAAGAGGUUGGAGCAUCUUAAAGAACAGGCUGACGCACUAUCAGACACAAGCGCACCACAGGCUAAGACUCAGAUCAAUCAGUGGCGUAAGGUACGCUUGGACAGAAUGUUAGUUGAUUAUUUCCUUCGUAAUGGUUACUAUGAAUCUGCUAACAAGUUGGCUGAUGCUCGCGACCUUAGAGAUCUCACUAAUGUUGAUAUCUACGCCGCAGCGUCUGAAGUAGAGUCUGAAUUGUCUCUGCGAAACUUCAACUCAACUAUGGAGUUUAAGAUACGGAUACAGGAGUUCAUAGAGCUUGUCCGUGAAGACAGACGCCUGGAGGCCGUGAGGUACGCCAAGAAACACUUCUCAACCUAUGAGGACGGCCAGCUGGAGGACAUACAACACUGUAUGGGCAUGCUCGCCUUCCCUAAGGACACAGAGGUGGAGCCAUACCAGUCGCUGCUAGGAUCGUGGCGCUGGGACGCGCUGGUCGCUCAGUUCCGAUGGGAACACGCGCGACUGUUGCACCCGGCGCGCCUCCCGGCUUUGCCUGUAACGCUACAACUGGGACUGGCCGCGUUAAAUACGCCUCAGUGCUACAAGGACAGCACCAAGGUCCCCACGUGUCCGUCGUGCUCCCCGCCGCUGAACGCUCUGGCCCGCACGCUGCCGCACGCGCACGUGUCGCACUCGCGGCUCGUGUGCCGCUUGUCGCGCCUGCCGCUCAACGAACACAACCAGCCCAUGGUGCUGCCCAACGGACAGGUCUAUGGGGAGAAGGCUCUGAAGGAAAUGAUGAAGGAGCAUGGAUCCAUUAUAUGUCCGAAGACAAAGGAAGUGUUCUGUAUGAAGCGCGUCGAGAAAGUAUACGUCAUGUAG
Messenger RNA from Danaus chrysippus (African queen), 1131 nucleotides. The record is from the annotation of a GenBank genome assembly. NCBI's taxonomy places the organism in Eukaryota, Metazoa, Arthropoda, Insecta, Lepidoptera, Nymphalidae.